AUGGAGCUGCAGGUCCAGGAGACGCUCGCCGGCGUGGAGCGCCGGGUGGUGGAGCGCCUGGACCGCCUGGAGUCGAAAGUGGACCUCCUCGCCAGCGGGCCCCGCGGGACUCUCGCGGCGCCCGGCGCUGGGGGGCCCACGUGCUCCACGGGCGCCGGCGCGGCCGGCGGGGCGCCCGCCGCCGGGCUCGCCCGGCGCAGCGGCCCGAGGGAGCCGGCCGGGAAGGGCCCCCCGCGGAAGUCGCAGGCGUCCCUCGUCGAGAGGCGGCUCGCCGGGGUGCUCUGCGAGGACCUCGAGCGCACGGCGGGCGCCGGCGCGGCGGCCCGCCCGCAGCCGCCGCGGGAGGCGGCCGCGGGCUGCGGGCCGCUGGCCUGGGCGGGCGGCGCGCUGGCGCCGGCGGCGGAGCCAGAGGGGCUCGGGCGGGUGCGGGUGCAGUCGCUGUCGGACUCCAGCGGGGAGCAGGUCGAGUCGCUGUCCAGCGAGGUGUGGACCUGCCCCACCGUGGUCGUGCAGCAGGACGCCCCCAGCGGCGUCCUCACCCUCGAGGGCGGCGGCCUGUCGAUGGCGAGCCUGUCCGCCCCGUCUUGUCAGAACGAGAGGAAGCCGUCCCGCCAGGCCGCGGAGCUGUUGAAGGACCUGAAGGCGCAGGAGGAGCAGGUCGAGACCAAGGUCGGCAAGAGGGCGUUCACCUCUCAGCACAGGAGGAAGAUCAUGAAGCGCGCGGAUGCCUUCAGGCACACGACGGACACUGCCAGGCAGGGGCGGUUGGCGGGCAUCUUGGCCAAAGCGGUGUCGUCCACACAGUUCGACCUCGCGAUCACGGGCAUUGUGUUCUUGAAUUCGUUGCUCAUUGGGGCACAGGUGCAGCACAACGCGGUUUCGGACAAGACCGUGGACGCGUUUGUGAUCAUGGAGUUUUCGUGCACGGCAGUAUUUACAGUCGAGCUCUGCUUGCGUUUGGCGGUGCACCGUUCUCGUUUCUUCACCAAUCCCCAAGAGUGUUGGUGGAAUGUGUUUGAUUUUGUCUUGGUGGGCCUCUCUCUGCUCGACGCCUUCAUUAGCCUUACCUUUGAUGGAGGACUGGAAGGGCCCGGAGCGUUUAUGGGCAAGCUCGGGAGAGCAAUCCGUAUGUUUCGAAUCGUGCGCAUCAUUCGCACCGUGAGAUUCCUGUCGCAGCUUCGAGUGAUGCUGCAUAUGAUUGUCAGCUCCUUGCAGUCGCUGUUCUGGAUCUUGGUCAUCAUGCUAGGGCUGAUCUACAUGUUCGCCGUUGUCCUCACCCAGGGCGCCGCCGACUACCUCAAGGACCCCAGCAUCCAGCAGCUCUACGCCCACACCGACGAGUACCGGCAGGUGCUGGACAUGUACGGCUCUCUGUUCGACACGGUGUACACGCUGUUCAUGUGCAUGUCCGGAGGGAUCACAGGGGAACGAACCUCCCAGCCAAUGCGUGGCCCGGGCUGGGUCCUUGAGGCCAUCGUGAUCGGCUUCGUGUUCUUCAUGGUGUUCGCAGGCGUGGCUGCGGGCCAACAUUGUGAACGGGGUCUUCGUGGACGGCGCCAUUGA
Molecule: messenger RNA, 1563 nt
Organism: Prorocentrum cordatum
Lineage: Eukaryota; Dinophyceae; Prorocentrales; Prorocentraceae
Source: the annotation of a GenBank genome assembly